ACUUGUCGUGGGUGCACUGCUGUAGACGAUGAGGCAACCGGUGGGCAAGAUUUACGGGCUUAACAGUACUCUAGCUGGCCAGGUCACUUGGUCGUGGUACCGGUCACUGCUCAUCGAUAUAAAAGCUAACUUGGGCCCGCUAGAGACUCAUAACUACGCUUCCUGCGCCUCCUGUGCCCCCAGCAUCCCACACCGUCCCUUCUUGCCAUGAGUGACCUCAAAGCUACCGUUCAGACUACGUCCAACGGCUUCGCUGUCUCCGGCGUGGAGCAGAUUAGCUACGGCUUCCAGUUCGUCGAUAACAUCUUCGACACCAAGCACAGCCACCUCGCCAAGAUCUACAAGCCAUGGAAGCGCGUGCUUCUGGUCAGCGACUCCACUGUCGCUGGCUUUCAUUCCACGCAAUGGGAGGCGUACUUCAAGCAUCACGACAUCCUACUGACGACCUUCAUCAUGGCUGGCGGUGAAAAGAACAAGACCAUGACCACGAUGCUGUCCAUUGUGGAUGCCAUGAAUGAAUUUGGCCUCGUCCGCAAGGAGCCCGUCCUGGUCGUUGGCGGAGGCUUGUGCACCGACGUCACCGGUUAUGCUUGUGCAUCCUACCGCCGCACGACGAACUUUAUCCGGGUGCCGACCACCCUCAUUGGUCUCAUCGAUGCCUCCGUCUCCAUCAAGGUCGGUAUCAACCACGGCAACCUUAAGAACCGCCUCGGUGCCUACCAUGCACCCAUGAUGACCUUCCUAGACUUCAACAUGCUUCGUACCCUGCCAGAGGGGCAGGUCCGCAACGGUUUUGCUGAGCUGAUGAAGAUCUCUUCCUGUGCAGACAAGCGCACUUGGGAUCUGCUCGUGGAAAACGGCGAGACGCUGAUCAAGACCCGUUUCGGUCGUGCUGAUGGCGCCAGCCCGGAGCUCAAGGAGAUUGCAGACGAGAUCUGCUGGCGCGGUAUCAAGGUCAUGCUCGACCUCGAAUCUCCUAAUCUACACGAGAUUGGUCUCGACAGAGUCAUUGCCUUUGGUCACAGCAUCUCGCCUACUCUCGAGCUCACUUCGAUUGUUCCGCUUCGCCAUGGACACGCCAUCAACAUCGACAUGGCUUAUUUCAUUACAGUCGCUUGGAAACGAGGAUACCUCACCGAGGAACAGAGAGACGAGUACCACUUGCUCUCUCACCGCGUUGGACUGUCGAUGGAUCACGAGCUCUUCACCGACGACAUGAUCGUCGCCGGUACCGAGACCAUCUUGAAGACCAGGGACAACAAGCAACGCUUUGCGGUCCCAAGUCCGUAUGGCACUUGCCGCUUCAUCAAUGACGCCACGUAUCAGGAGCUCUUCGAUACUCUCAAGAUCCAUAAAGCUCUCAUGAAAGAGAAGUACAAUGGCGGUACAGGGAAGGAGGCUUAUGUCGACUACAGUGACCUCGGCAUGGAUCCCGAGAUUCUCCGCCGCAAGGCUGCCACGAACGGAAACAGGGUCGUUAACGGCUAUGAAGCUGCUGCCGUGCUCGCUGCUGCUGUCAAAGCUGGCGCAGUUCAGGCGACUACUGAUAGCCUUGUGGCGAACGGAGCAGCUGACAUCCCCGCCGUCAGCUGUGGUGACAAGAUCGCCAGCAGUGUCGUCGCUUAGGCUCUUUGUCUUGCCCUUGUCAUCAUGGACCUCGAUUACCACCAUACGCUCCUAUGCUGUCUCACUAUCUCCAUAACCUGUGUAACAAGUGAAAAGGAAUGAAUGAAUGAAAUAGAAACGUUC
Messenger RNA from Phanerochaete carnosa HHB-10118-sp, 1749 nucleotides. RefSeq lists its product as uncharacterized. Gene Ontology annotation, biological process: antibiotic biosynthetic process. The coding region runs from base 208 to 1626 and encodes 472 amino acids. The transcript has 9 exons. Gene Ontology annotation, molecular function: 3-dehydroquinate synthase activity. NCBI's taxonomy places the organism in Eukaryota, Fungi, Basidiomycota, Agaricomycetes, Polyporales, Phanerochaetaceae. The record is from RefSeq and is a predicted model, not a curated record.